Messenger RNA from Rhinocladiella mackenziei CBS 650.93, 453 nucleotides. Its product is annotated as 40S ribosomal protein S12. Bases 1 to 453 code for a protein of 150 amino acids. Gene Ontology annotation, biological process: translation. Gene Ontology annotation, cellular component: ribosome; cytosolic small ribosomal subunit. The transcript has 3 exons. Gene Ontology annotation, molecular function: structural constituent of ribosome. NCBI's taxonomy places the organism in Eukaryota, Fungi, Ascomycota, Eurotiomycetes, Chaetothyriales, Herpotrichiellaceae. The record is from RefSeq and is a predicted model, not a curated record.
AUGUCGGACGGAGAAGAGCCCACUUCCCCGGUCGCCGCGGCCGAUGAAGUCGAAGUCUCUGGCGAUGCUGGCGCCACCUCUGGUUCCAUGUCCGUCCUGGACGCUUUGAAAGGUGUCCUCAAACUCGCUCUCAUCCACGACGGUCUCGCCCGUGGCCUUCGCGAAGCCUCCAAAGCCCUCGACCGACGCCAAGCUCACAUGUGCGUGCUCAACGAAGCUUGCGAAGAGGAAGCCUACAAGAAGCUUGUCAUCGCUUUGUGCUCAGAACACAAGAUCCCUCUUAUCAAGGUCCCCGAUGGCAAGAUGCUCGGCGAGUGGGCGGGUCUCUGUGUCUUGGACCGUGAGGGAAAUGCUAGGAAGGUCGUCAAUUGCUCAUGCGUCGUCGUUCGGGACUGGGGCGAGGAGAGUCAGGAGCGCAACGUCCUCUUGAAUUACUUCCAGACUGAGCAGUAA